AUGGCAAAAUCCUGGUUGCCUCAUCUAAUUACCUGCAUAUGCUGUAAUGCAAGAUUGUUUCAUCAUGAAUCACAUGACACGUGUUAUAAUGGUGGAAAUGUGUCAUUCUCGCGAGUUGAUGCUCCUAUAGAAUUGCAACAAUUAUUUUUGGAUGGUUCAGCUGAAGGAAAACAUUUCAGGCAACAUAUUCGAAGUUAUAACCAUGUGCUUUCAUUCACUUCAAUUGUUGUUCACGUUGAUGAGAAUAUUCUUGCAUCUGGUCGUGGUAUAUACACAUUUCGUUCUCAAGGUGCUUUUUACCAUAACAUAGGAGGUUUAUAUCCAAAUGAGGGUGUCAGGCCGCGUUUCUUACAACUAUACAUCUAUGACACCGAUAAUGAGCUACAUAAUAGAAUGCAGGAAAAUCCACAGCUGCACCAAAAUGUAGUUCAUAACUUACAGAAAAUGCUCCAUCAGUUUAAUCCUUUUGUAAUUAGGUUCAAGCAACUGUCAAUACUUCCAAAUAUCAGUGAAUGUAGCCUCAUACUUAAGGAGCGUCCAAGUAGUCACCAUCAAUACAAUCUUCCAACUGUUGAACAAGUUGCAGAAAUUAUUAUUGGAUGUGAUGCAGAUUCUAUGGAUUAUGGAAGGGAUAUUAAUGUCAUUCAUUGUGAUGGAAAUCUCAAGAAAGUUCAAGAGACAAAGGGAUAUUAUGAUCCUUUGCAAUACCAUAUUCGCCCAAAUGAUCAAUCAAUAUUGUUAAAUGCGGUUCGACUGUUGCAACAAUAUGUUGUAGACAGUUAUGUCAAAAUUGAAUCAGGGAGAUUAAGGUGGAUUAAAGAGCACUAA
Messenger RNA from Lathyrus oleraceus (garden pea), 828 nucleotides. RefSeq lists its product as uncharacterized. The transcript is spliced from 2 exons. The record is from RefSeq and is a predicted model, not a curated record. The coding region runs from base 1 to 828 and encodes 275 amino acids. Lineage: Eukaryota; Viridiplantae; Streptophyta; Magnoliopsida; Fabales; Fabaceae.